CUCAGAGCCCUCCUCCAUGGAGCUGAUGUACAGGGGCAGGAAAUUCUGGAUUUUUAAAAUGUGAUUUCUCUGCUCAAAACAGUGUUUUAUGUACCGCUGUUAUUGAAUAAAUAUUCCCCAAUAUACAAAGAACACGGAGAUAUAUGUUUGAUGUUGUAACAAUUGUUGAUCUUGCUGAUGGACCCGGAUAAAAUCUAUGGCCGAUAUCUGGGAGUAGCGAAAUGGCUACCUGCUGCGUCUUAAGAUGUUACGCUGCAAGAUACAAGUGACUGUGUUUAAAAGUGUGCGUGUUGCAGGCAAGUUGAAAGUGACCGUAGGAUAAGCCAGCCAAGGUUACAGGAAGAUGGACGCACCGUCAACCAGCACGGCGGCCACCACGGCCAACUCCGCCUCCGCCCAGAAGCCCAAGAUUGACCCUUUGCAACUGUUAAAAUGCCUCAGUAUUUUGCUAAAUCCUCGAGGAGGGAUUCGAGGUGAAACCGAGGUUCAGCGUGUUAAAGGAUUGAUGGCAAAGUACUCCAAAAAGCUUGUGAGCAAGUGCAUCUACCUCAACAUUCUGCAGGCAACUGAUUUGCCACUGAUUGACUUAUUUUAUGAAGAGGGUGGCUGGGAGCUGGUCGGCGUGUGGUUGCAGGAAGCAGUAAAUGCCAAAAACUGGCCAUUGGCAACACAAGUGCUGAGCCUUCUGGAGUCAUCACCCAUGACGGUGGCCAGACUUAAGCGGAACACCACUCCCAAGCUUGUGAAGGAGCUCUCCAAGGACUCUAGCAGUCCAGGUGUCCAGGUGGUGGCCAAACAUUUGGUCCUAAAGUGGAUGGAGGUUGUACGUCAAGGUGAUGGUGUGGCUACAGCUGCAGGUGUUGGCCUGGACAGCAGUAUUAACACUUCUGCUGAUGAAGAUAGUGUUGAAACUCCUACACAACAGGCAGAAAUUCCUACUACACAACAGGCAGAAAUUCCUACUACACGACAGGCAGAAAUUCCUGCUACACAACAGGCAGAAAUUCCUAACGAGCAAACAUCAAUGGAUGUUGAUGGUGUAGCAGAGGAAGGUACACACACAGCAACAGCAGAAUCCUCACAGGGAGAGGGUGGUUAUGGUAGCUCCUCUCUUUCAUGCCAAGAUGAAUCUUCAAGUACUUCCACAGAAAGUGACAUUACGCCUGCACCCACCACACCUAUCCGUAUCACCAUUCGCAGUGGGUCACAGGUUCUGGCUAAGGUAUCAUCACAGCGCCUCAGCCAGGACUCGACAGACAGCGAUGACAACAAGCCACUCAGUAUUAUUAAACAGGAAGCAGAGAAAGCCCGUUCAUCGACACCGGUUAGUGGUGGUGCCAUCAGUAACGAAAAUUCAUCCACUACGUCAGUGGGGUCACUGGAGACUGGUGAUGAUACGUCAGGCAAUACUACUGCUGCUGCUGGCUCCUUGGAGGCAGGCAAUGCUGCCUCAGAGAAUAUUGAGAGUACAUCAGGCUCGAAUGUUAAUUCGGUCAUUGUUAACACAUCCGCUGUGACUGUCUCAAGCACAGUGCCAUCAACGGAGUCAACCACCACAACCACUACAACUUCGGCCAUCCAUACUAUAGUUACAUUUACUGGCAGUCUAGCUGCCAACAACCCACCUGUUGCUAAAUCCUUGCCUGCUUCCACUCAAAGCAAUACCACAUCCCCCCUUCCUGAUACCAAAGACCAGGAUUCUCCGGUGACUGAAAAGAAGAGUGACAUGAAUGGUGUGAGUGAUGAUACAAAAGUGGAGUCUGUGACAAGUAAAGGUGCAAAUAAAGUAGAUAGUGGUAAUAAGUCAGAGGGAAAGAGUGAAACGAAGAGUGAAGUGAAAAGUGAAAAAGUAAAGAAAAGUGACUCAAGUAAAGAUAAGGCCAAAGACAAACACAGAGACAAGGACAAAGAGAGAGAGAAAGACAGGAAAUCAAGGGACCAUGAUAGAAAGAAAGACAAAGAUAAGAGCAAAAAUUCUAAAACCAGUGGCAGUAGUAGUAGUAGUAGUAGCAGUAGUAGUAAAUCUGAUAAAGACAGAGUUAAGAGUUCUAAAGACCAUGAUAGAUCUAAAAGUGAUAAACACAGAAGCAGUAGUACCAAAGACAAGGAUAGGAGGGACAAGGAUAGAAGUAAAAGUAGCAGGGAUAAAAGAAGUGGAAGUACAGAUAAAGAUAAGCACAGGGAAAAGGAGAGAGAUAAAGAUAAAGAGCGGCGUGAGGACAAGAAGAAAAAAGAACAGGAGAAUGAAGAUAAAGCUACACUGGAGAAAAUAAAGCCAUUAAGUGCAGAUGGGUUAGCCAAAAUACCCAGGAAACAAGCCCCAGCAAGUUUCCUUGAUGCUUUGGGUUCUGCUGAUGUUGACUUGCAGGAGGCCAAAAAGCCUACUGUCAAGACUUAUAAGUCCCGUGGGUUCCGUAAUACUGGACUGCUGGAUGAACCCACCAAGCUACCUGGAGUGGCAGGAAAGAAGGCAUCCGAGAAGAAGCCAGCAGCAGGGGUAAGCCUUGCUGGUGGAAUGAAGCGCACCUCACCGCUUGAUGAUCUAGCUGCCACCCCCCCUGACAAACGCACGCGCUCCUCUGUUUCAUCGUUGCCGCUGAACGCCGACAAGCCAGGAGGAGUCAAGCUAAUAUCACCUAAAAGACCAUCUCUGUCGGACGAUGGCGGGUUCAUGGCCGCGUUGACGGCUGCGGGCACAGAGACGCGCAAGAAGGUGACUCGCAAGAGGAAGUCGAGUGAGAGUGACCCCAAGGGCGAGGUCAAGGAGGAGGAAGGCGGGUCACCCAGCGCCUCUCCGGCCAAGAUUGAGGACAAGUCUGUUAUUCUCUCUCCAACCAGCGUCAGACCAACUUUCAAUUUUUAUCAAGAGACACUGAAGGACUAUGAUGAUGAAGACGAAGACGCCAAAUCAGAGAAUGAUGUGGCAGAGAAGACAGAAGGCAGCGAAGAGAUGGAAGUGGGAGACACUGAAGCAGCAGAGAAUGAAGACAGUGAUAAACAGAAUGAGAACCAAGAAGAGGAUGUGGAGAUGAAGAAUGAGGGAGCGGAGGAUGACCCCAGAACCAUCAACAUGGAUGUGGAUGAAAGUGAGGCUAAAGACGAGUAUGUCCAACCUGGGGGAGGUGAUGGUGGCGGUGAUGGCUCUGAUGGUGAUGCUGCAGGAAAGGAGGCAGAGAUCCCUCAUGCACCUGCUGUUCCUGCUCCAGCACAGGAAGAUUAUGAGAAGGUAGAGGUAACAUUCUCCUUGCCCAACCCCAGCAUACGCAGCGUCCUUGUCUACCACCGACCUGCUACUCGUAAGAAGAAAGCUGUGAAGUGGAAAACUGAGGAUGAUCUUAAGGAAGUCUUCUACUUUGAGCUGGAUGAGACUGAAAGAGUGAAUGUCAAUUCAAUCAAGUUUAAUGAAUUGAUGGUAAUGGAGAAACAGCGAGAGCGUGAAGCUAUGGGCAAAGGUCGAGCCCUACAUGGAAAUAUGGGGCUCUUAGGUGGAAGUAUUAGCAGUUUUGGUGGGAUGGGAAAUGCAGGAGAUGAACACAUGAUGGGCGGCUUGGGGAUGCAGCACAAUAUGACUAAUGUUCAGGAAUUUAUGAGAUGGUCUCUGCUUCCCGUCAUGCUCACUGGCCAGCCAAACAUCUCCCCUGGCUGCAGAAGUCAAGAGCGGGUCAUCCAGGCAGCCCGAGAAAGCUCCACUAUGGCUGCCUUCUUUCACCCUGCUAUGCUUCCAGACUCUCCUCGUGAGCCAGAUCCAGAGUUGGUGGUCAGAGUAGAGCCCAAAGAAGUUCCAUUGCUUGAUAUUUCAGGCCAAGAUAACAUACAUGAUCAUCGCAAUAAGUUAUGGCCAGAACCUGUCAUAAAUGAACCCAUGAAUUAUGGUUAUGGAGGUAUGGGUGCCAUGGGCAAUAUGGGAGGGAUGUCUGGUGGCAGCAGUGCCGGUGGUGGCUCGCAUUGGGUUAUUGGUGGACCACCAAGUGGCGGAUUUGCUGGAGGUCCUAUGUAUGGAGGGCCAGGUGGACCAGGAGGAUUAAAUGGACCAGGUGGAUAUGGAGGACCUGGACAUGGCAACUUUGGUGGAGAUAUGGGCGGAGGAAUGGACGGCCCAAGUUGGGGUGGUCCAGGACCCGAUUUUCCAAACCCAAAUAUGAUGAUGGGCAGUGGAGGUCCAGGCAUGAUGAUGGGAGCGAGGCCAAACAUGGCUCCUCGUGGUAUGAUGUCUAAUAUGGGAAUGGGAGGGCCAAGAUUCCGAGGACGCGGUGGCUGGGGAGGACCCAGAAGUGGACCACCAGCUUGUAAACAUUUUAUGAAUGGACAUUGCCGACAUGGCAAAAACUGCAAGUUUCUUCAUCUGAAGCAAUAUUAGUCCUAUGACAUGCCUCUACAGGUUCAAGACUGCAAGCUGUUAAAUGCCUAGGCUCAGUAGCCUACCUAAGAUUGUAAAGUCUCAAAAAAGAGGACCAGGAAAUUUAUGUUAAUACUGUAUUUAAUUUUGUUGUUAUGUAUAUAUAUGUGUGAAACAUCAAAAUUGUAAAUAAUGUUGAAUAAAUUAUUCAAGGAACUGCGAGUAUGUACAGUAUAUUAUUUUGUGUAUGAAAUAAAUUUUUGUAUAAUAAAUUGUUUUGGUGUA
This is a messenger RNA of Procambarus clarkii (red swamp crayfish), 4621 nucleotides long. Its product is annotated as enolase-phosphatase E1. Gene Ontology annotation, cellular component: PTW/PP1 phosphatase complex; chromatin. NCBI's taxonomy places the organism in Eukaryota, Metazoa, Arthropoda, Malacostraca, Decapoda, Cambaridae. Gene Ontology annotation, molecular function: protein phosphatase 1 binding; metal ion binding. The record is from RefSeq and is a predicted model, not a curated record.